AUUUUUUUUGAAUUUAGGGCUUUUUGAUUUUGAGAAAUUGGUUGUGGUAAUGGAGACAGAUAGUAUGGAGUGCGUCUCGUCUACAGGAAAUGAGAUCCAUCAGAACGGUAAUGGCCACCAAUCUUACCAAUUCUCUUCGACGAAGACUCACGGCGGUGCCGCCGCUGCCGCCGUCGUUACCAAUAUUGUCGGUCCGACGGCAACUGCUCCGGCCACUAGCGUAUAUGAGCUUCUGGAGUGCCCUGUCUGUACCUAUUCUAUGUAUCCUCCUAUCCAUCAGUGUCAUAAUGGACACACAUUGUGCUCGACCUGUAAAGUGAGGGUGCAUAACAGGUGUCCCACAUGUAGACAAGAACUUGGAGAUAUUAGAUGUUUAGCUCUUGAGAAAGUAGCCGAGUCGCUUGAGCUGCCUUGCAAGUAUUACAAUCUCGGAUGCCCUGAGAUAUUUCCUUAUUACAGCAAACUGAAGCACGAGUCUCUCUGUAACUUCAGACCUUACAGUUGUCCUUAUGCUGGUUCCGAGUGUGGUAUCGUAGGGGAUAUCCCUUUUCUUGUAGCCCAUCUCAGGGAUGAUCAUAAAGUUGACAUGCACGCUGGUUCCACUUUUAACCACCGCUAUGUCAAAUCAAACCCGCGUGAAGUAGAGAACGCAACUUGGAUGCUAACCGUAUUCCAUUGCUUUGGGCAAUACUUCUGUCUCCAUUUCGAGGCAUUCCAGCUCGGGAUGGGUCCGGUAUACAUGGCAUUCCUGAGAUUCAUGGGGGACGAGGAAGACGCACGGAGCUACAGCUACAGCUUAGAAGUGGGAGGCAGUGGAAGGAAGCUAACAUGGGAAGGAACCCCAAGAAGCAUCAGAGAUAGCCACAGGAAAGUAAGAGACAGCAACGACGGUCUCAUCAUCCAAAGAAACAUGGCUCUCUUCUUCUCAGGCGGAGACAGGAAAGAGCUUAAACUUAGAGUCACUGGUAAAAUCUGGAAAGAGCAACACAGUCCAGAUUCUGGACUUUCCAUACCAAACCUAUCAUCUUCCUGAUCACUCAUUCUUUUCUUUCUUUUUCUCUUUUUUUUUCUCUCUUUGAGAAGGAAUGUUGUAUGAUGAUUCGUUUGCACUCUUCUUCUUUGUCUGUAUCUAAAACAUAUCAUGAAUGAGUGUUUCAUCUUAUAGUCUCAUGUGUUGGGUAAAACUUGGAUCGGUGUUCAGGUGCUAAAAUCUUUAGA
Arabidopsis arenosa is the source of this 1218-nucleotide messenger RNA. Lineage: Eukaryota; Viridiplantae; Streptophyta; Magnoliopsida; Brassicales; Brassicaceae. The record is from the annotation of a GenBank genome assembly.